Molecule: messenger RNA, 363 nt
Organism: Danaus chrysippus (African queen)
Lineage: Eukaryota; Metazoa; Arthropoda; Insecta; Lepidoptera; Nymphalidae
Source: the annotation of a GenBank genome assembly
AUGGCCGACAUAGACGAGAUGAAUAUCGGCGAAGACGGCGGCUACGAAUACGACACGACAAAAAUACCGGAGAUAAUAACGGAUGACAUGAACGAGUCUGGGUACCAGGAGGGGUCGGAGAAGAGUUACGGAGACCGGCGGGAUUCGAAGGAAGGGUAUGGGGGGGAAGGGGAUUCUGAUAGUGGCGUUGACGGGGUCAGCAGUGGAUGUAGUACAGUUGACGACUGUCCGGUAGUGUCCAUCAAUGACGUGGUCGCGUACUACGACAUCAGACCCAGACGGCGGUAUGUUCCCCAACUCAAUUUCUACCAUCUCGACAUCGAGAGGAUGGCUAUGGACGCUUCAAUUAAAAUUCAACGUUAA